This is a messenger RNA of Zasmidium cellare ATCC 36951, 495 nucleotides long. RefSeq lists its product as uncharacterized. The record is from RefSeq and is a predicted model, not a curated record. The transcript has 3 exons. Lineage: Eukaryota; Fungi; Ascomycota; Dothideomycetes; Mycosphaerellales; Mycosphaerellaceae. The coding region runs from base 1 to 495 and encodes 164 amino acids.
AUGUUCGCCGGUAUUAUUGGUUUCCUCGGCCUUACCACGUGCUUAGCAGCCGCGCAGGGUAAUACCUACUACGGCUACGCCCUCAACGGUGUUUUUGCCGGGGUGCCGUUAAUAUAUAGCGACGUCGCUAAUAACAAAGCAGGCAAUGCAUACCUAUCUUACGGAGCUCUAUCACCAGGUUCCACCUUAAACGACUCUGUAUCGGCAUAUCUUACGGAUCAGUCCGACAGUGAGCGAUAUCUGGUUAUCAACAACGACCCCUCAGCGUUCGCGCCUGUAGAGUUUCAGAUUACGCCAGACCCGACCCUCACGAGCACUGGAUUCGGCCUCUACGGACCACAGCUAUUCUGGUCCCCGCCCUCGGGCGGACCUGAAGGCAAUUUUUUUGCAGAUCCUGUCGAUGACAAUGUAUGGGAGGUGAAGUGGAACGUCGACAACACGGCCGGCGACAGUACUGCCGUAGAGAUCGUCCUCAGGUCUGUUCCAGCAAAUUAG